Schistosoma rodhaini is the source of this 1175-nucleotide messenger RNA. The record is from the annotation of a GenBank genome assembly. Lineage: Eukaryota; Metazoa; Platyhelminthes; Trematoda; Strigeidida; Schistosomatidae.
AUGAAGCAUCUUAAAAAUGGUGAUCCAGAACCGUUUGUCGAUCCAAAUAGAUACACGUUAUUCGCUUUUCGUUUUUGUCCAUUCUGUGAACGUGUUAAAUUGACUUUAAGUUACCACAAAAUUGAUUAUGAUUUAAUAUUAGUCUCACUUAAUGAUAAACCAGAUUGGUUAAUAAAAUAUUCACUUAUGGGUAAAGUUCCAUUACUUAUGAAUCAUGGUGAUAAAUUACUUGAAUCUGAUUUAAUUAUGCGAUUUUUGGAUGAAUUAAAUGGUGAAAAAACUUCAUUAAUGAAUGUAUGUGGUGUAGAGAGUUUUCAAAAUGCUGCUGAAUUAUCUAAAAAGUUUUUCGGUCCUGGACAUACUAUAUUAUAUGGAGUGACCUUUAGUGAAUCAGAUGUGGUGAAAUUUCGUGAAGCUUGUUCUGAAUUGGAAAAUUCAAUCAAUAGUAAAUAUUUUGCCGGGAAUCAAUUGAGCUUGGCUGAUUUAAUCCUCUUCCCUAUGAUUGAUUACUUUGAAGUAAUAUUGGGCAUUAUUCAUAAUAUAAAUUGUGAUCAAGUUCAUGAAAUGAAAAUAGAUAAUGAAUUAUAUAAUGAAGCUAAAAUAUGGCCAAAUCUAUUCAAUUAUUUAACUACAAUGAGACAAGAAUCUUUUGUGUCUGAUAUAAGAAUAUCAACUAAUAUUAAAGCAAAAUUUGUUUCUUCUAAACGAGCUGGUUUAUCAAAUCCUGAUAUUCAUUAUCAAAUCAGUUUUUGUCAAUUCUGAUAAUCAUACUGGCGUCGUGAUGGAGCCUGUGAUUGAAUAGUUGGAUAGAUAUUCUAAUUCUGAAACCGAAGUUUACAUGGGAAAGUUUGAAAUCUGGAGUUUCAACAAAAUCAAUGUUAAGGAUGAUGAAAUUGUUUCAUUUUUUCAAACUCAUCGGAUGUUUGUAGAUAUAUCUAUUUCAAUCCCUUGUAUAACUCUCAAAUAACUACCAUUAAAUCAUGUAAACUAUACAAACUUUGAAUGCCGUGAAAGAUCGAAAUUUCAUGAAAUGAUUCUUUAGAAUAACCAGAAUGUUAAAGAGUUUAUGCUCAAAUUGAGGAAACGAGCAGUCAAGUGUAAUCUGUGUGAUCGACUUCAUGUCCGACUGUGUGGAGAAUUAAUUGAAAAAACUGACACACCAAAUAUGGAAAAAG